Messenger RNA from Verticillium alfalfae VaMs.102, 447 nucleotides. RefSeq lists its product with no specific name. Bases 1 to 447 code for a protein of 148 amino acids. The record is from RefSeq and is a predicted model, not a curated record. Lineage: Eukaryota; Fungi; Ascomycota; Sordariomycetes; Glomerellales; Plectosphaerellaceae. The transcript has a single exon.
AUGUACAACUCCUCUCGAUGGUCGACUGGUUAUGGCAUGUCUGACAAUAGACAGGACCUUGAGGCGCAGAAGGUCGCUACCAACACCUCAACGGUGACGGCCUCGACAGCCGCCCGUGACGCCUACGCCCGUGCUGGCCGCGGGGGCGCUGGCAACUUCCACGACCCGGCGACACUGCCGGCGGCACGGGAACAGGAGGCCGCCGCUGAUCGCACGCGGACGGCCGUCAAUGCGAGCAUUGCGCGAGCCGCAAACAAAGGCUACAGUGGGCGAGGCGGAGCUGGCAACUGGACGAGCAAGGAGGAUGAGGCUGCCAAGAAAGAAGAGGAAGCCCUCAGGGUUGAGGAGCUCGAGAGGAAAGUCGUUGAGGACGUAGAGUCUGGGCUCGCAAUGCCACCGAGGGCGCAUGCGAGGGAGCAGAAUGGUCAAAGGCAGGACGAAGUCUGA